GGACUGUACGGCAGCGGGGGAGCGGUUUGGUGGGGACACAGGGCCGCUUGGAGGCCACCGCGAUGCUCCCCUCCUUACAGGAGUCGCUGGACGGGGAUGAUAAGGAGCUGGAAAGCAGCGAGGAGGGCGGCUCCGCGGAGGAGCGGAGAGCCGAGCCGCCGCCCAGCAGCCACUACUGUCUCCACAGCCAUCGCGGAAGCAGAUUGGCACAGCAGCGAGGGGACAGCGAUGAUGGAAGUAGCACAAGUGCAGAAACUCCCUCCGGUGACGAUUUCAGCCUCUCCUUGGUGGAUACUAAUCUACCAUCUGAAGUGGAGCCACAGCUGCGCAGUUUCAUUGCCAAGCGUCUUUCUAAGGGAGCAGUCUUUGAAGGACUGGGUAAUGUUACAUCCGUGGAACUGAGUUCUCCAGGUUACCGAGUUGGUUGUUAUUACUGCCUUUUCCAACAAGAAAAAUUGCUUGCUGAAGCAGCAACAGUGGACUCUGAAUAUAAGCCUUCAGAGUAUGUGGUCUGUUUUUUAGGAGGGUCUGAAAAAGGGCUUGAGCUUUUCAGGCUGGAAUUGGACAAGUACAUUCAAGGGCUGAAAAACAGCAUGAACUGUGAGGAAAGGGGCCUGGAGAACCACAUAAAACCCUACCUGAGCAGCUGGUUUGAGGAUGUCGUAUGCCCAAUCCAAAGGGUUGUUCUUCUCUUCCAGGAGAAACUUACCUUUCUGCUACAUGCUGCUCUGAGUUAUACUCCUGUUGAGGUUAAAGAAUCAGAUGAAAAAACAAAGAGAGACAUUAACAGGUUUCUGAGUGUGGCCAGUCUCCAAGGGCUUAUUCAUGAAGGCACCAUGACAUCUCUGUGCAUGGCCAUGACGGGGGAGCAGCAUAAGUCUGUGGUCAUCGACUGCAGUAGCUCCCAGCCUCAGUUCUUCAAUGCAGGAAGCAAUCGGUUUUGUGAGGAUUGGAUGCAGGCAUUUUUAAACGGUGCUGAAGGAGGCAACCCUUUUCUUUUCCGACAAGUACUGGAGAACUUUAAAUUAAAGGCCAUACAAGACACAAAUAACUUGAAGAGAUUUAUCCGACAGGCAGAAAUGAAUCAUUACGCUCUGUUUAAGUGUUACCUGUUCCUGAAGAACUGUGGUAGUGGAGAUAUCCUUUUGAAGAUAGUGAAAGUGGAACAUGAAGAAAUGCCGGAAGCUAAAAAUGUGGUAGCUGUCCUUGAAGAAUUCAUGAGAGAAUCCCGCACCCAAAGCUUCUGAUCAUGUUUUCAGAUGACUGUAUCAUGAAGUUGUAUAUGCAAGCUUUGGUGUUUGAAAUUGCAGUUGUUAUAGUUGUUUAUAUAGGAUUGCUGUUUAAGAUUAUUUGAAACUCAUUUCAGACUCUCUUUUCUUUUGGAAUUUUUAAAUUUAACUUAAUUAAAUAUACAAAUCCGAGGAACGUCUUCACUAAGUCCUAGAUAGAUAUGUGUUUCAGAGUUAUGGGAUUGUAGUAUAUCACCAAUCCCAUAAAUUCUAGACUUUAGGGAGUGGUUGCUUAAAAAAUGUCAGAGGUAAUUUUGUGGCUUCUCUUAGGAGUUUGCUGCAGUAGUUUGCAAUUUUUCGUCUCAGGAAGGUCACAAUGCUUCUUUCUCAGUGGAUUGUAGCUUCUUUAAAAAAAAAAAAAAACGUAAUCCUAGAU
Molecule: messenger RNA, 1665 nt
Organism: Loxodonta africana (African savanna elephant)
Lineage: Eukaryota; Metazoa; Chordata; Mammalia; Proboscidea; Elephantidae
Gene: C18H17orf75
Product: chromosome 18 C17orf75 homolog
Exons: 10
Coding region: 63-1247 (394 amino acids)
Cellular component (GO): trans-Golgi network
Source: RefSeq, a predicted model, not a curated record